Messenger RNA from Papilio machaon (common yellow swallowtail), 978 nucleotides. Its product is annotated as keratin-associated protein 5-5-like. The transcript has 2 exons. Bases 1 to 978 code for a protein of 325 amino acids. Lineage: Eukaryota; Metazoa; Arthropoda; Insecta; Lepidoptera; Papilionidae. The record is from RefSeq and is a predicted model, not a curated record.
AUGUCCGCGAGCGAGGUUUGUUCGUCCGCGUGCAACUUGUCGCCGGUGACGUCAUGUCCGACAACAGAAUGUCUGCAGCCGACUCCGGACGGCUCCGGAUUUACAGAUGUGAAUGAUGAUCUCAAACUUUCCAGUUAUUAUAAGUUGCGGGAACGACCUCGGUUACAUUUGUCAGUGUGGUUGGCGCAAACGCGUCAGUGUUGGUGCGGAGUGCUGCAGCCGCACUGCACACUCUGGAGAUCGGCCGCGGCUCUGUUUCAUGCAACAGUUAGUUCCGCUCCCUGCGAUUGUCACUGUGCCUGUCACUACGCCAGUGACUGUGCCUGUCACUGCGCCAGUGACUGCGCCAGUGACUGCGCCAGUGACUGCGCCAGUGACUGUGCCUGUCACUGCGCCAGUGACUGCGCCAGUGACUGCGCCAGUGACUGCGCCAGUGACUGUGCCUGUCACUGCGCCAGUGACUGCGCCAGUGACUGUGCCUGUCACUGCGCCAGUGACUGCGCCAGUGACUGCGCCAGUGACUGCGCCAGUGACUGCGCCAGUGACUGUGCCUGUCACUGCGCCAGUGACUGCGCCAGUGACUGCGCCAGUGACUGCGCCAGUGACUGUGCCUGUCACUGCGCCAGUGACUGCGCCAGUGACUGUGCCUGUCACUGCGCCAGUGACUGCGCCAGUGACUGCGCCAGUGACUGCGCCAGUGACUGCGCCAGUGACUGUGCCUGUCACUGCGCCAGUGACUGCGCCAGUGACUGUGCCUGUCACUGCGCCAGUGACUGCGCCAGUGACUGCGCCAGUGACUGCGCCAGUGACUGUGCCUGUCACUGCGCCAGUGACUGCGCCAGUGACUGCGCCAGUGACUGCGCCAGUGACUGUGCCUGUCACUGCGCCAGUGACUGCGCCAGUGACUGUGCCUGUCACUGCGCCAGUGACUGCGCCAGUGACUGCGCCAGUGACUGCGCCGAGCGCUCACUUUUCUAA